Balaenoptera acutorostrata (minke whale) is the source of this 2892-nucleotide messenger RNA. RefSeq names its product histone H3.3A. Lineage: Eukaryota; Metazoa; Chordata; Mammalia; Artiodactyla; Balaenopteridae. The transcript is spliced from 4 exons. The coding region runs from base 164 to 574 and encodes 136 amino acids. Gene Ontology annotation, molecular function: DNA binding; structural constituent of chromatin; protein heterodimerization activity. The record is from RefSeq and is a predicted model, not a curated record. Gene Ontology annotation, cellular component: nucleosome.
GUAUAAAAACGGAGGCAUGGGGGGGCCUGGAACGCAGAGCGGUUUGGUCGUUAGUCGGAGGAGCUUCUUCUAUUAGUUCGGCGACUGCGGCUCUUCAUUGGGCAGCAGGAGCGGCGCGGCUGUCGGAGAAGCGGCGUAAAAUUUCGGCAUUGGGUGAAAGAAAAUGGCCCGAACCAAGCAGACUGCUCGUAAGUCCACGGGUGGCAAAGCGCCCCGCAAACAGCUGGCCACGAAAGCGGCCAGGAAAAGCGCUCCCUCUACCGGCGGGGUGAAAAAACCUCAUCGCUACAGGCCCGGGACCGUUGCGCUUCGAGAAAUCCGUCGUUACCAGAAAUCCACGGAGCUUCUGAUCCGGAAGCUGCCUUUCCAGAGGUUGGUGAGGGAGAUCGCCCAGGAUUUCAAAACCGACUUGAGGUUCCAGAGUGCCGCCAUUGGUGCGCUUCAGGAGGCUAGUGAGGCGUACCUGGUGGGUUUAUUUGAAGAUACUAAUCUGUGUGCCAUCCACGCUAAGAGAGUCACCAUCAUGCCCAAAGACAUCCAGUUGGCUCGCCGGAUACGGGGGGAGAGAGCUUAAGUGAAGGCAGUUUUUAUGGUGUUUUGUAGUAAAUUCUGUAAAAUACUUUGGUUUAAUUUGUGACUUUUUUUGUAAGAAAUUGUUUAUAAUAUGUUGCAUUUGUACUUAAGUCAUUCCAUCUUUCACUCAGGAUGAAUGCGAAAAGUGACUGACUGUUCACAGACCUCAGUGAUGUGAGCACUGUUGCUCAGGAGUGACAAGUUGCUAAUAUGCAGAAGGGAUGGGUGAUAUUUCUUGCUUCUCAUGAUGCAUGUUUCUGUAUGUUAAUGACUUGUUGGGUAGCUAUUAAGGUACUAGAAUUGAUAAAUGUGUACAGGGUCCUUUUGCAAUAAAACUGGUUAUGACUUGAUCCAAGUGUUUAACAAUUGGGGCUGUUAAGUCUGACCAUACAUCACUGUGAUAGAAUGUGGGCUUUUUCAAGGGUGAAGAUACAAGUCUUAACCACAGUGUAACUUACAGUUUCCUUAUUAAAAAAAAAAAGUAAACCUGGCAGCUAUAGAAUACACUAUGUGCAUUUAUAAUAGCUAUUUUAUAUAUUGUAGUGUCAACAUUUUUAAAUUAAAUGUUUUACAUUCACAUGUGGUGGGGAGUCUUGUCAUUAAGGUGUGUGUAAUAUAGAGUCCGGUUGGUUUUCUCCUAACUAGACUGCACUUGUUUUUCAUACGUAGUAAAAUGCUUUGCGCAUUAUACCUUGCAUAAGUCCUCAUUCUACCACAUGUUGACUAACCCUCUAGCUGAUAAUGCAGACACUAACGGGGGGAUUUAUUUAUAAGGGCUCUAGAAUAUAAUACAAGUUAUUCACACCAGCAUCAUCUGUCACUAAUAAUAGUAGUUAGUGCAGCUUUUCUUUGUGUUGUGGUUGGUCUCAUAACUAGGUUGAGUUUUUCUCUGCCAAGAGGGAACAGUACCAAACUUCUUUUCCUUGUGGAGUUUGUAUUAUAAUAACCCUUAGGCUAAACUUGCUGUGGGGGAGGGACACACAGCUUCAGCUCAUGGAACCUCUGCCGGUUAAAAUGGUGUCAAUCUGGUAUAAGGUCCUGGGAAAAAUCACUUCAUAAAGAUGGCUUUCUAAGUGGUUUUAAAAUUUAUCCUUCUAUUGAAGUUUUCAGGUCAAUUAUGUAUGUUGACUAAAUUUACAAAUAAACUUGUUUAUCCAAUUAAGUGUCAAAAACCUAAAUUGAAUGUUGAAAGCUUAAUACAUCCUUUAUUUAGGUCCUUUAAGUUUAUUUCAGGUUUUGCUUGGUAGACAAAGGAAGCAUAUUUAUUUACAGAAAUAUUUCUACAAAGCAUGUAAACAGCUCUUUGCUCUAUAAAAAUGCCAUGACAGCUGUAUAUGCAGUGUGGGCUUAAGACUGUAUUAAUAUGCUUCUCCCCCCUGCGCCUCUGUUGUGAAGGAAAGUAAAUUUCUUUGAAAUGCCGGGACUCAAAUUUGGGGUCUGUUCCUGAACCUGUUUAUGAAGCACAUUUAUAGAUCUCUUCAUAUAGCGAGUUAUUUUAACACAAGCCCACAGGUAUAGAAUCUUAAGUUAGUCUAAGCCGCUUUUUCAGUAUGAAACUAGUGUUCUUGACCAAUGAUGGCCACCAGUGAAGCAUAGUAUGUCAGCAAGACAUGGGCACAAGAACCACACCAAUCAGACAAAAGAAUUCUGUAUAAUUUGAAGUCAGUAGCUGGAGGAAGUCUCUAUGCUCUGAUAAAACAGUUCGGUGGGGUUUUUUUUUUAAGUUUGGGCUAGUUUCAAAUUUAGGGUUUUAAGGGGUUUAGGAUUGGAAAGAGGCAAGUCAGAUUAGGAUUGGGAAUCUUGGUAAUUUAGUGAGCUUUUUAUGAGGUGUCAAAAUCUGAUACAGUAUAAUGAACUGGUUUCCUAGAAGGUGCAUCAUAAUGAGUUCUGGAACCAAUUCUGACAAUUUACCUGCAUUGUUCUUGUGAAGGACAUUGCAAUCCUAGCCAGUGGAAUGUGGUGUGGAGUGUCUGGCAGUCCCAAACACAAGUAGAGAAACGGCUAUGGCGAUGCGUCUCCUUGAGUUACCCCUCGAGCUAGAGUAGGCGACAAACUUCCUCACCAGGUCUGCAUCCCAAGGUAGGAUUUUACGGGGCAGCUUGGACUCUGCUAAAAUAGUGCAACUUACACUUCCAUACUUCUAAUUUUUAAGCCGACAGGCAGAAAUAUUUUCUGGUUCUAGGAAACUGCCCACAUGUUGUAAUACCCAUGGGUUUAAGUGGUAAAACAGUCUGAAGAGAAAAGCAAGCAAAAAUUGGAGCUGAUGAAGGCAUCCUGUGCUGUUGAUGGAUGAGACAAAAAUAAAGUUUUUAAAGUUUA